AUGACAAUACUUCCAAGGUCAUCGCGUUGUCGUCAGGACAGAUCAAGCGAUACGUCAGAUCUUGCAAAAACCUGGGCAAUCGAGCUAUCUCAAUACAACCUGCAGUAUGAGCCCAGACAUGCGAUCAAGGCCCAGGCCAUGGCCGACUUCCUCGUGGAGGUCACAGGAGACCCUCACGAAUCCCCGGGCACACGGUGGAAACUCCACGUUGACGGAGCCUCCAACCAAACAUCUGGGGGAGGAGGGAUAAUUCUAGAGAGCCCGACGGGGAUGGUAUACGAACAAUCCAUCAAGUUCGAGUUUCCGAUCUCCAAUAACCAGGCGGAAUACAAGGCCCUUAUCGGCGGCCUGCUAUUGUCAAAAGAAGUGUGGGUGACAAGGGUAAAGGUGAACAACGACUCUCAGGUUGUCACCUCCCAGAUCAACAGAAUGUAUCAAGCUAAGGACCCUCUGCUACAAAAAUACCUGGAAAAGGUUAAGGGUUUGAGCAAGGACUUUGAAGAGGUCGUGGUACAGCAUGUCCCAAAGGAAAGGAACACACAAGCUGACCUCCUAUCCAACCUGGCCAGUACAAAGCCUGGAACGGGAAACCAUUCCUUGAUUCAGGGCUUAGUGAAAGAGCCAACAGUCGCCUUGUGCGCGUCCCGAGCAGACAUCGAUCCCUCAUGGAUCGACCCAAUCAUUGACUUCUUAGAAAGCGGCGAAGGCGUUGAGAAGGGAGGCAGCCAAUGCCUACAAACCGACCAAACGGACUACGUCCUUAGGGAAGUCCACAAGGGUUGUUGCGGCCAUCACAUCAGGGGAAAGGCUUUGGCCCGGAAGCUCGUGAGAGCAGGGUACUUUUGGCCCUCGAUGAUGACAGAUUCCCAAGAAUUCAUCAAUAGAUGCAAGAAGUGUCAGGAAAAUGCUAACUUCCACAAGACCCCGGCAUCUGAGCUUAGUCUACUAAUGGCCUCCCGACUUUUUAGCCAGUGGGGGAUUGACCUCCUAGGACCUUUCCCAGUUGGCCCUGGACAGGUCAAAUACCUUAUCGUGGCCAUUGAUUACUACACAAAGUGGGUUGAAGCAAAGCCACUGGCUAGUAUUUCAUCAGAUAAUUUCCGCAACUUCGUAUGGAGACAGGUAAUUUCCAAGUUCGGAAUCUCGUAG
Molecule: messenger RNA, 1149 nt
Organism: Arachis ipaensis
Lineage: Eukaryota; Viridiplantae; Streptophyta; Magnoliopsida; Fabales; Fabaceae
Molecular function (GO): nucleic acid binding; RNA-DNA hybrid ribonuclease activity
Source: RefSeq, a predicted model, not a curated record